Messenger RNA from Trifolium pratense (red clover), 721 nucleotides. RefSeq lists its product as uncharacterized. The record is from RefSeq and is a predicted model, not a curated record. The coding region runs from base 99 to 569 and encodes 156 amino acids. Lineage: Eukaryota; Viridiplantae; Streptophyta; Magnoliopsida; Fabales; Fabaceae. The transcript has 2 exons.
AAUCUCUAUUUUAAUUUGAAUCACCAAACCAAAAUUCAGAGUCACUUCUUCUUCUCCUAUUGCCUUCUCCGCCGCUCUCAAAAAACUCAGAAAAAAAUAUGACCAACGAAACCACUGAAACAACAACAAUGGUAACUUCUCAACAAGUUGUUGAAUUUUCAGAGCCAUCCAAAAAACCCAUUAUCCCUUUCUUUCCCAAUUUCAAUUUCAACUUCCAAAUUCCUCAGUUUCCAUUCCCACAAUUCCUACCAAAAAAUCAUCGUCAUGAUGAUGCUGGUGGUGCUGAUAAAAACAAUGAAACACCACAACUGCAGAGUGAGGGAGGACAACCUGGUCCUAACGUUGUAACUUUUCCUAAAAGCCAACAAGUUGUUGUUCCUUCACCUCUUCAGGCUGAGGCUGAUGCUAACAGUUCUACUGCUAAAACUUCCCAUCCUAUUGUAAUUUAUCAGGUUUAUGCAAUAGGAGCAUUCUUUCUUUCACAAUGGAUUUGGGCAAGGUGGAAUGAGAGGAAGGCUCGCGGAGGGUCUCCCGAUGACGAAGGUCGUGGACCUCAGGACAAUAAAUAGAAUUUUUAUUAGUUAGAUUUAUACAAUGCUACUUCAAUAUUUUCACAUUUUAUGUUUGAAAGGAAAAAUUGUUUCAUUUUAAAGAUUUAAAUAUUGUUGGAGAUGCUCAUUGUUAUUUACCAAGGGUUGGAAUAUAUUUGAUUUAUCAUCAU